Molecule: messenger RNA, 2364 nt
Organism: Cadophora gregata
Lineage: Eukaryota; Fungi; Ascomycota; Leotiomycetes; Helotiales; Ploettnerulaceae
Exons: 6
Coding region: 561-2258 (565 amino acids)
Source: RefSeq, a predicted model, not a curated record
GCGACAACCUUGGGUGAUACAAGUUCCACUCCUACUCCUACUCCUACUACUACAGUGCCACCUACCUUAGGUACCUUACCUAGGUACUGUAAGUUACCUAUCUAGGUACCUCCCGAUCGCCUAAGUUACCUUAAAUUUACCUGCGCCGUCAGGGCAAAUCACCCCACCCCGACCAUGCAGACUAAGUUACCUACCGAACCAGCGCACCACUUUCACUUUCGCUCUCACUCUCACUCUCACUCUCACUCUCCAAGAGAAAGUUAUCAGUGACACUCGCAUCGGCCUAGGAUAAGCCACCGCGAUGCAAAUGAGGAGUCCACGAAGUAAUCUUUUCAUACAGCCAGUACCACCCUAAAAUACUGUGGAUCAUGAUCAGACGUCUUUGACUUCCAUCGCUGAAUCGCCCUGGUCGAGACCCACCGAACUACGUUAAGAGAGAUAUCAGCCCAGAGCAGCAACACCCACACCACGCGUGUAUAUAUGGUUGGCUACCUGGCUUGGCUUGCGAAGAUGUUUUCUCUCGAACCACUGUCUAUCUUGUUCUCUAUACGGAAGUCAAGAUGUUCAAUCAGGUUAAGAUGAUCGUUUCCUUCUUCCUUUUGAUUGUCUUCGGUAUUGGCUCGGUGUUUUCUCAAACUCCACCUUAUGACCCAAGCCCAUUCGACGUCACGGGUACAAUCAAUGGCAUGGCACUCGAUACGACAACUACAAAUCCACUCAGGGGAGGAACCAUCACUGUUGACGGCAGCGUCAUAACCGUUCCAACCAACCUUCUUGCCACUCUUCCCGGUAUUACCGUUGCCUGGCCAGAACUUUUCAACAACGGUGCUGCAAAUCUACCUGGUGGCGUAACAUGGGAGGCACAUGUGAUUGGAAAUCGAGUUGGUGGUUCGAAUAUUGCCGGAUUGGUUUACAUAUCCCAGAAGUUUUCCCAGACUGUGCAGGGUUUCAUCACCUCCAUCAACAUCGGCACUGGGCACUUCACAAUUGGUGCCAGUAAUGUGGACUGCGUCUUGAAUGAUCCAGUCGGACGAUUCGGCCUCUCACAAAGUGGAAAUGAACUUUGGACCUCGGAUCCAGAUAACCCAUCGAUUCAUGCGGUAAAUGGAUUUCCUGUCUGUAUUCCUCGCUCGACUACAGACCCACUAUGCCCGGCUAAGAAUAGACCCAACGACCCUGCCACUGGGAAGCCUAUUACUACACUUACCUUCAAAGAUCCAGCAACUCUUACACCCACUGAUCCAGAUCCUCGUCAGAUGCUUCCACUUGCUGUCGGGGACUAUGUGACUGUAUCUGGAACGGAGAUCAGCGGUACUCUGUGGGUAAAUAAUCUCGUAGCAAAUCUAGCUAUUUUUACUGCAGCGGGAACAAAGCCCGCAUAUGUCACCUGCGAAGAAGCCAUAUUCGGUGUGGUUACGAACCAAGCUGGGGAAAUUGGACAGAGCCGUGCAGUUGCGUUCACAACUGAUGUUGGCGGUGGUCUCCUCGACUGGUUUGCCCUCGAUGUAGACCCAUGUACCGGAAAGACUACGGAAAGGACCUUGAACGUUCCGAUGCAGCCGAACAAUGCCAUACAACCUCUCGGUCGUGCUGUAUAUCGAACGCCGGUCAAGACUGAUCUCACCCCUGCAACGAGAUAUGUUGGAUUCAGGAUGGCAAGUGGUACCACAAUUGGAGCGGGAAAUAUAACAGCCGGUGAAUUCAUUCAGCCAAUUUUUGAUUACAUCUUCCCAGAACCUCUGGACUUCGGCGCACCUUUAUUCCCAAACUCAUUUGAGGUUAUUCCAUAUCUUGCCCUUGGAGGUGGCCCGUACACUCCAGGGAAGCUGGGCUUCCCUCUUCCAGCGUCUCAGGCCAUUGUUGGUCAAUUAAACCCAUGGCCAGGAGCUGUACCUCCCCCAGCAACGUCAUGUGCACCACUCCCAACCACUACCAUUACGCCAAGUUCUACUCUCACAACAGCUUCGUCUCCAACAGCCACUGUCAAACCGCCUGUGGAUACAAUUGUCAUUACCAGUGCCACUGGACGAAAUCAAAGAGGGGCAACAACUUUGACCGUCACAGCUACCACUACCAGCAAAGAUCCAACGAUACUUCUAAGUAUCACAGCCGCAGGACAGAAUCCAAUCCCACUUACUGCUAUGACACUUGUGAGCCCUGGGAGCUGGAGUUUUGUUGCCACUGUGAAGAGCAAACCACUCACUGUCACUGUAACGAGUUCUUUCGGAGGUGGACCGGUCACCGCAAAUGUAGUAUAGGUUACUAAACAAGCUAUUAAACUUCUUAAGAAGUAUCUCAUAAUUUAUAAGCUCUAGUUAUAUAUUUUACUUUAAACUAUACUUCUAGUAGGUAUAUAGAGGUAAU